This is a messenger RNA of Hyalella azteca, 498 nucleotides long. RefSeq lists its product as uncharacterized. The record is from RefSeq and is a predicted model, not a curated record. Lineage: Eukaryota; Metazoa; Arthropoda; Malacostraca; Amphipoda; Hyalellidae. The transcript is spliced from 4 exons. The annotation marks the transcript as partial.
CUUGUGACACCUGUGUCAGGUUCGGAGGUCGCGGGCCAGAGAACAGCAGCAUUCCUGAGCUCGAGGCGGCAGCGAACGCAAGCGCUCUUUGCAACAGAAGUAAUCUAAGUUUUCUCGAUCUUUUCGCCAAGGUUGACAUGGUGCUGGCUUGGUGGCUGGUAGCGCUGCUGUCGCCGUCGCUGGCGUCCGCUAAACUUUUCAUCGUCGGCGGCUGCCCCGGCGGCGCAGGCUUCGCGGACCCCCUCACACAGACGGCGUACGGCCGCAGCCUGGUGAACAAGUGGACGAACUUGCCGCUGAUCGCCUGGCAUCCCACGGGAGCUGAAGCUGGCCUGAGGUGCAUCACCCUUACUGCAGCUGGUGACACGCUCUACAUCAACUUCAAGUACAGCAAUAUGACGUCAGGGCAAUACAGCGGUCCCAUAUUCUACGACGUCUACGAUGGCAACAACAGACUCAGGGUUGACACCACUAGGGGCAGCAGGAUGCCCAAUACAG